CGACGAGAAUUGCAAUGGUUGUUCUCAUGGCCGUAGAAGACCCUACGCCUCAAGAAAUAUGGGGUAUAAUCUCACAAAUUAUCGGCUGGAUUUACUUCGUAGCUUGGUCCGUGAGUUUCUACCCACAAGCUAUCCUGAAUUGGCGUAGGAAAAGUGUCCAAGGCCUCUCGAUAGAUUUCCUUUACUACAACGCCUGGGGAUUUUUAUGCUACUCCAUAUUCAACCUUGCGUUUUUCUUCAGCAAGGAAAUUCAAGAAGAAUAUAGGAGACGAAAUGGCGACAACGACAACUUAGUCCGCGCCAAUGAUGUGUUUUUCUCAGUUCAUGCUCUGGCCAUCACACUUUUCACCAUUUACCAAUCUUUCAUAUACAAGCGGGAUGACACUCAGCGGAUAUCCGCAGCGGCCGGAGCUUUUAUUCUUACAACCGUGGUAGGAGUUGCAGCUGUCAUUGUGGCUGUCGAAGCUGGUCAAGCCAUGUGGAUAGACUUGCUAUACUUUAUGGCUUGGAUUAAGCUUGCUGUCAGUUUGAUCAAGUAUUUGCCACAAGUGUGGAUAAACUUUAAGCGUCAGUCUACGGUUGGAUGGAGUAUACACAACAUCUUGUUGGACUUCACUGGAGGUAUCUUAUCCAUUACCCAGCUGCUCUUGGAUGCAUGGAUCUCUGGCGAUUGGAGUGGAGUAUCCGGGGACCCUGUCAAGUUCGGUCUCGGUUUCAUUGCCAUUGGCUUUGAUAUCAUCUUCAUGUGUCAACACUAUAUUCUCUACCGUGAUCGUACUGAUUUUUAUGUCAACUCAGUGGAAGAGGAACGGCAGAGAUUGAUCGCAGAGGGCCGGUUACCUCGAGAUACGGACGAUAUCUUCCGACGGAACAGAACGGACAGUGCUGCAUCUGCCACAUCUGGAGGAAGAUAUGUAUAAAUUUCCUAGGCAUGGCAAAUUACACCCAACACAAUUCUCUAUAUACACUGUUACAACGUAUCAUUGGUCACUCGCUCACAUUGGAACAGACACUAUCUAAACACCAUUGUUAAGCAUUAUUACAUUUAAUCAGCGCAAAUGAAAGGAAGUAUCCAAGAAAACUCAAAAUAAA
Umbelopsis ramanniana AG is the source of this 1092-nucleotide messenger RNA. RefSeq lists its product as uncharacterized. Gene Ontology annotation, molecular function: L-cystine transmembrane transporter activity. Gene Ontology annotation, biological process: L-cystine transport. The transcript is spliced from 10 exons. The coding region runs from base 15 to 920 and encodes 301 amino acids. The record is from RefSeq and is a predicted model, not a curated record. Gene Ontology annotation, cellular component: vacuolar membrane. NCBI's taxonomy places the organism in Eukaryota, Fungi, Mucoromycota, Umbelopsidomycetes, Umbelopsidales, Umbelopsidaceae.